AUGACUAAGAUCCCGAUAAGAAUUGUAUAUGAUCAGGAAUUAAUAAGGAAUCGCCCCACGGCACACAACCCUGACCUUAGAAAUCCUGCCAAGACGAUUAGAGCUGAUAAGAUCUGCUUUCCAGCGAGUUGGUCCAGCUCAUUAUGUCGGUCAUUACUGUCGGUUGCAGUGGCUGCCCGCUGCAUCAGAUUGCACUCUAGGUGGAGUAGCCUGGUGCAUGUCCUAGUGCAAGUUUCAUCACCUGUCAUCUCGCUAAUGUUUGCUCCCAGCUGUCAUGUUCUCCUUGUAAGGUGCCGCUCUGGUGCAGCGUUACAAAUCGUAGCCAUCGCAAUGCCCUACAACGAGCUCUGGGUAAUGAACCCCGUUCCACUUCUCCAUUUUAGUAAACAAUGCUUAAUAAACAACGCCGACAAUGCUGCAUUGUUGCCUUUUCUCCUGCGACUAGCUGCAAGGCUAAGCCGCUUCCUGGCUAUGAUGGUUCACAACGCAAGAGAAGCGCGGAUAAAGGAGAGCCUGUGCCUUUCUAAAGCUUUACCUUUACCACUCUUCCUUUAUCCGCUCCGGCAGCCCUGUAUAAAUCCUACAGGAUUAGCGACUCAAUGCUCCCUAUGGCAGAAUAUCCACGUUGUUAGCCCCCGGUGGCUUCCUGAAAGCUCCACGUCUCAGAGGAUUAGGAUCAUUUGA
Molecule: messenger RNA, 684 nt
Organism: Nezara viridula (southern green stink bug)
Lineage: Eukaryota; Metazoa; Arthropoda; Insecta; Hemiptera; Pentatomidae
Source: the annotation of a GenBank genome assembly